UAAGAGGUACAGGUAAACUUCAGAGAAAAUUUUGCGAGCAGCAGACGUAGUCGUUGUGAAUUUUUGUAACUUUUCGUUGGUGCUUUAUGUAGUUCUGGUGAUAAAUAAUGAAUGAAUUGAAUAACGUCGAGGUAAAGACCGUCCAACACUCGAUCCCAACGGAUAUAUUGGAUGACCUCUUAACGAGAUUUCUGAUAUUUGUGCCAGAAUCCGCCAAGCAGAACUUGAUACGAAUUUGUUUCCAAAUAGAGUUGGCCCAUUGGUUUUACUUGGAUUUUUAUGUAGGGAAUGACAAACGCCUUAAGGCUUGUACUAUUUAUGAAUUUGCUGCCCAUGUCUUUCAGCACAUCCCAUUCCUCCAACGGGAGAGCCACAAACUAAAACAAAUCCUCAAAGAAUGGAAGGAGUACAAGCAUAGCGUGCCGACAUACGGCGCAAUAAUUCUUUCAGAAAACAUGUCGCAUGUCCUUCUCGUCCAGAGUUACUGGGCAAAGUCUUCUUGGGGUUUCCCCAAGGGUAAAGUAAAUGAGGAGGAGGAUCCCGCUCACUGCGCCGUUCGAGAAGUUCUCGAAGAGACUGGCUUUGAUAUAAGCAACAACAUCAACCCCGAUGAGUACCUAGAGGCUGUAAUAAACGAACAACUCGUCAGACUGUACAUUAUAAAGAACGUACCGUUGGCAACGCAGUUCUGCCCCAAGACCCGAUGCGAGAUCAAAUCUUGCAGUUGGUUCGCUGUCUCUGACCUACCCACGAGCAAAAAGGACAGCGCCUCGAAGGCUAAGAUGGGCAUCAACCCGAACGCCUUCUUCAUGGUCCUUCCGUUCGUCAAACGCCUCAAGCAGAUCUGCACGACGGAGCACAAACGUAAUAGCCUAGGUCUACCCAGAAGGCGGACGUGGACGACACAAAACCCGUCAGAAAGAAGCAGGACAAGAAGCAAGCCACUCGACGGGAACUGUUUCCAGAACAGGAUAAUAACGGAAGCCAGUUCUGCGCGCCGUCCUGGUUGAAUUUCAAAUUCAACAGGUUCGCCAUCAUGGAGUGUGUGCCGUGAACGCACGUCCUAUCAACUUAGAACCUUGAGGUACGUCUAAUAAAUUAUUGCAAAUAGAAUAUUUUGAUACGCUGUACGUUUACGGAAGAUGAAGAUUGCAAGUGCAAGACAAAUCAUUUAUUUUCCAAUCCGGGUAGUCUAGAUUUAAACUUUUGUUAUAUUAACACGUCGACUCCCGGGAACGCCUUUUUUAUAGAGGUUAUUCAUGUUUCGAGCUGUCGAAACUCUUAUGGAUCGCGGUCGGCAACAAUAUUAUCUAAAAAUGUUGUCGCCGCUCCUCCUGGAUAAUUUCGUUUUUGGCCGCUGAUGUUCAGCGGGUCCGAAUUUUCAUUUUCUUUAAACUUUAAGGCUGGGCUCACACAGCUAGAGUGUUCUUCUUCUUCUUCUAAUAGUAGUUCUGUGGUUGGGGAAGGGAUUUUUGAAAUUAACUUGUUUAGUUUCGUUUUAUAUAAAAUUGUUCUUGGGUAUUUGCACGGUUGUCGUCCGUGAUCAAAAUUAUCGCAUUUCUAAAAAUGGGAUCUAACCUCAAAGUUGAUUUUCUUACGAAUUGCUGAACUGAUUUAAUUUUUUUUAAUUGUUGAUUUAUUUCUCUAUAAAGAGACUAAGAUAUCAAUUUUUACUGGAAUUUCGGUUUUCAGUAUAUACAGGGUGUUCAGGAAAUGAAUGGAGAUCUUCCAGAUAUGGGUAGGCCCUGUAGAGUUUAGCUGUUGACAUUGAGAGUUGAAAAUUUAUUUUUUGUUACAAUUUUUUUGUUUCUCAUUAAAUUUGGAUUGUUGUUGGGUAAAAGCUAUGUUAUUUGAAGCGAUUUACCGAUUAACUUCAAAGGUCCAAGGGAAAAGUGCCCUUAGCAGAUUUGGCUUCCAAUAAAAUUUAUAAGUAAUUUUUGUUGCCCUCUUUCAGUGAAAAUGUGACAUGUUGGUAUCGUUACAACAAACUUUUUUCGAGGUAGACGUUUAACGAUAAAUAUUCUUUAUUGUCUUUGACAUUUUAUUGUAAAAAAUACCUGAAAACAACAAUUGGUUUGCAGAAAUUACUAAUUUUUGUUUUCAUUUAAUUUUACUAUGAAGCUGUCGAAAAUAGUAUGCAAUCUUCACCAUUUUGUUGUUGUUUAUUUCGAAAAUGGUUUGUUCUAUCGAUAUCAAAUAAAUACACGAUUUUCAAUUAUAAAUAUACGAAAAUCUUAAAAAUGACGAUAAAAAUGGGAGGCCAAAGCUACCGAAGGAGCUCUACCCCUCGUUUUCCAAAGCAGCUAUCAGUAAAUUGAAUUCAUUAGUAGAAGUUAUUUCAAAAAACAUAGUUUUUAUGCAAAAAUUCUAAAAUAUUACGAAAAAAAGUAUAACAAAAAAUAUAUACUCG
Anoplophora glabripennis (Asian longhorned beetle) is the source of this 2410-nucleotide messenger RNA. RefSeq names its product m7GpppN-mRNA hydrolase. Gene Ontology annotation, molecular function: manganese ion binding; RNA binding; 5'-(N(7)-methylguanosine 5'-triphospho)-[mRNA] hydrolase activity. The coding region runs from base 108 to 1010 and encodes 300 amino acids. NCBI's taxonomy places the organism in Eukaryota, Metazoa, Arthropoda, Insecta, Coleoptera, Cerambycidae. Gene Ontology annotation, biological process: deadenylation-dependent decapping of nuclear-transcribed mRNA; nuclear-transcribed mRNA catabolic process, nonsense-mediated decay. The transcript has 4 exons. The record is from RefSeq and is a predicted model, not a curated record. Gene Ontology annotation, cellular component: cytoplasm; P-body.